Molecule: messenger RNA, 582 nt
Organism: Trichobilharzia szidati
Lineage: Eukaryota; Metazoa; Platyhelminthes; Trematoda; Strigeidida; Schistosomatidae
Source: the annotation of a GenBank genome assembly
CUAUUAUUAUUCUAUGCUUAACAUAUGUAAUACAAUUUGAACAAAAACGCGAAACGGUCAAUAAUUUUCAAACGUUACAACUGUGUAUUGAAAUAUAGCGAGAAAAAUGGCGUCCAUUAAAAUCCUACUUCUGUCCAUAAUUCUACUAUUCUGCGUCUUUUCUCUUCUCUCAGUGGAUGCAGCACCUAAAAAACACAGUCGUCAAGACGUCGUUAUUCACCCAUCAGUAGAUCGAAUUUUCUCAAAAGUUAAAGAAGCUGAAUUGAAAGACACACUAAGCGUUGGUAUCAAAAUGAAUGAACCAGAUACACUAGUGAUAGCACCAGUACGAGGAUUUGAUAGAGCUCAUCGUCAACGCCGAAGACGACGUCAUAGACGUGGUAGACGUGGUGGUCGACGACAUGGAAGAAAAUUUCAGAGGGGAUUAAACAGAAAACCACAUCUUAGUGGUUAUCCAAUGCAGUAAAGGUGAUGAACUUCAGAAAACAUUGUUACCUCUCUGUGUGAAAUAUUUUCCUCCAUGUAUGUAGCAGAGGAAAGAACGACCACCUCAAGUGCACUUCUUAUAGGAAUCUUCGUUUC